AUGGCUCAGUCGACCGAUCACCUCGUCGAUCAGAUCGCCCAGCUCAACGCCGCCCGAAACCUCGUCCUUGGCGAUGCUGCCUUCUACCCACAGAUCGUGAACGGUGUUCUUCCGUUAAUUGGCGCAAAUACACGCCUGGAGUUGCGACGAUGGGGAUCGGAGUUCCUGGCCGAGACGUUUGCCAGUCCCGCGUUGGCUUCGACUCAGAAGGAACAAUUGGCCCCGAACGUGCUGCAGACAUUACGAGAGAUAUUGGAAUUGCCGGAAAAGGAUCCCAUGGUUUUGAAACAUAUAGUGCAGAAUGCGGCCAGUUUGUAUCCGCUGGUGUUUAGGCAUAUUAUCAAUCACCCCGCAGAGGCAACCGCCUGGGAGAACAUGACAGCCAUCAAACAGGACAUCCUGCGUCGAUGGGACUCCUUCCCUUUCCCCGUCAAGAUCUGCUGUAUCAAGUUCGUACAGCGAGUCGUCCACGUGCAGACGCAUGGCCCCAUCGCCGACCCUAGACGACCCGACCAGAAUGAGACCUCCUUGGCCAUUGUGCCCCGAAACCAUGCUAUCCUGUCUCUCCCAAAUUUGGAAGCAGAGGCGUCCGGAUUGCUGGACCGACUUUUGUCUGUCUUCCAAGAAGAAUCAAGUGAUCCCCUUCUCGUCAAUGCGACUUUGAACUGCCUGGCCGUCCUCAUUCGAACCCGACCAUCCGUGGGCAAUAAGAUCAUCAACGCGAUCAUGAACUUCUACCCUGCGAGACAAGUGCGCGCUCCCAUAACUCCCUCGGUCCGAGUUGGUGUCAAGUCGAUGGAACGGACCGCCAGAGCGGUGAUGAUCAAUAUACUCAAGAGGAACCCCAACCACCCCCUGGCGGGCAAGAUGCAGCAAUAUAUCGACCGAUUGAUGCAGUCGCGCAUAGAAGUGGCCGACGAAGCCUCGCGGAAGCGCGGUUUGCCUACUGAGCCAACGGACGGGCUAGACAACACUAAACGGGCGAAACUCGAUGCUGAAACGCCAGCCCUGAUCAAGGUUCCGCCGUUGCCACCAGGCCCGAUUAGCUAUUCACAGCUCUUCACGCUCACUGAAGACCGGGAGCUGUCGAACUUCGAUGUGAAGCAGUUGCCUACCGAUAUUGUACUCAAGAUUGUUGUUCCUCUCCUAGGUCGUGUCGACCAGUCGAUGAUGCAGCAGUCCAUUGAGGCGAUACGUAUGCGGUAUCAAACAAUUCAGAAGCAGCAGGCUGCACAGCCUCCGGCAGCCCCAGCGGAGGCAGAAGAUGACGACGACUACGAACCCGAGUACCAGCCCAUGGACAUUCCCGAACCGGCAGCCGAACAAGCGGAAGCCGUAUCCGCUGAAGUGGCCGACCUCCAACCGGACCUAGUAUCUCUAGGCCCUUUCGUUCUACCCCAGCCACCGCCUCUGACGGAAGAUGAGGCCGCAGACAUUGGUCGAAGUGCUGUUGGGAGAGUGUUUGGCAUGUUGACGUCCACCGGAGUUGCCCCUAACCAAGCCAAAGGGAAGAGUCAACAGCAACUAGGCUUUGCUCGCCUAGCUGGAAGCACCUUCGACCGUGAUGCUUGGGUGACCCUGCUCACUAGACUUGCCACUCGGGCCCCAGCUGGUCUGGAACCGGGAAGCGGAAAAGUCGAGAAGGGAAAGGCCCCAAUAUCGGACUCUAUCCGAGAGACCCUCUACCGAUAUAUCCUAGAGGACUUUCGCGGUCGCGUAAACAUUGGCAUCAUGUGGCUUAACGAGGAAUGGUACAACGACCGGAUGCAAAUGGAGUUUACUGCGCAGCAUCGGCGCGAAGAGGAUGAGGAGGUAACAGUUCCGUUACACUACGACCACUGGGUCCUGCGACUCCUGGACGGGUUCCUCCCGUACCUGGACUCUCGGGACACGAAGAUCUUCAUCCGCUUCCUCAGUGAGAUACCCGAGGUGACGAUCCCAAUCACAAAGCGAGUGGCCAGUCUAGCAAAGGAUCCAGAGCGCGUGAACCUAUGCAUUCAAUCUCUACUAUACCUGAUAAUGUUCCGACCCCCCGCACGGGAGAUGUGUCUCAACGCCCUCGAGGACGUCUACGAUACCUACGAAGAAUCCCGUCCCUUGGCCGGUAAAUUACUCGCCAAAUGGCGUCCCAAGAAGACCGAAGAGCAGCAACAGCAACAACAAGAAGGGCAACAAACACCAUCCCAGACUCCUCAAUCUCAGCCUCAGCAGCAGCAGCAGCAAACCACCCUCGCAUCCCGCCCUAUCACAACAUCAGAGUCCAACACUCCCCUCACCAACGGCACGGAUGAAUCCAACCCCACUCCCCCGCCGCCACCACAACAACAACCACAACCAGAUGCCACCCCAACCACCACCUGA
Messenger RNA from Aspergillus tubingensis, 2361 nucleotides. RefSeq names its product RNA-processing protein PTA1. The transcript has 8 exons. Lineage: Eukaryota; Fungi; Ascomycota; Eurotiomycetes; Eurotiales; Aspergillaceae. The record is from RefSeq and is a predicted model, not a curated record. Gene Ontology annotation, cellular component: mRNA cleavage and polyadenylation specificity factor complex. The coding region runs from base 1 to 2361 and encodes 786 amino acids.